UCAAUGCAAACGAGACUGACGUCUCCGCGCAGUGAUUUAUUACCUCGGUGAGGCGGGACCGAGGAUGUCACUCCGCGGAGGGGGUCUAUCAGCAGCUUUGACAUAAAAUGCUCGGGAAUACCCGACAACAGGCAUAUUCCAAAAGUAUAAUUGGCAGUCAUCUUCUCUUUCACUUAACAGGGGUUACAUCCGUAACCUAUAGUUUUCAUCAGAUUUGCAAAAACAAACACAUAAAUCAAAUCAAUUACCAGUCAAACAGGUCUGUCUGGUGUUUCAGCAAGUAAUUUGCAGCCAAGUAAACACAUUCUGCAGAACAUGCAAAAGUUUGUGGCGCACGCUUAGAGAAAGGCACCGAUUGGAUAUCGGGUCGCCUGGAGACCAGUUGGAGAGCUAACACAAUCGAGUGCUUUGUCUGUACAUCCUGAAACAUAGGAUACACAGGUUUCCGUCUCAGGUUCUCUUUGACCCUAGGACCACAACACAAGGAAGAGGAUCCAGGAAGUGGGAUUGGACAAGGUAGCCCUCAUUUGUUUACGUACUGUACGCGGGGACGUGUAAUUGAAGGAACUCUUUCAAAACUGGUACCCUGAAACUUGCUUAUUUCAAGUCUAUUCAUAUUAUCUAUUAUUUCCUUUUAAAAAUGAACAGGACUCAGCUCAAACGCUCCAGAAUUUUGAAAAUGGCCCUUAUGGGUUCGGAUUCCAUGGAGCAUGGGGGAAAGUUCGAGUCUUUCUUAAUGAAAGCAAUCAAAAUAACAGUCGUGGUGGCGCUUUAUUGGUUUAUUUCAAUCACCAUGGUCUUUCUCAAUAAAUACCUGCUGGACAGCCCUGCCUUAAAGCUGGAUGCACCUCUUUUUGUGACAUUUUACCAGUGCUUUGUGACUGUGAUUCUGUGCUGGUGCAUAAGCGUGUUCGCCAGGUUGUGUCCGGAUUAUGUGCAAUUCCCAUCGGUCAGGUUUGACCCCAAGAUUUCGAGGGGGGUGCUACCUUUGUCCAUUGUUUUCAUCGGCAUGAUCACGUUCAACAACCUCUGCCUGAAAUAUGUUGGGGUGGCUUUUUACAACGUCGGAAGGUCCCUGACCACUGUCUUUAAUGUCUUGAUGUCCUACCUGGUUUUAAAGCAGACUACUUCGUUCCACGCCUUGCUGUGCUGUGGGGUGAUUGUAGGAGGCUUUUGGCUGGGAGUGGAUCAAGAAGGGGCUGAGGGAUCGCUGUCCUGGUCUGGGAUACUGUUUGGUGUACUAGCUAGUCUGUGUGUGUCACUCAAUGCUAUCUUUACCAAGAAAGUAAUACCUGUUGUGGAUGGCAGUAUAUGGAAGCUGACCUACUAUAACAACAUCAAUGCUUGUGUCCUCUUUAUCCCUCUCAUCGCCAUUCUCGGAGAAUUCCAAACAGUCUUCUAUUUCGACAAGCUGGACAGCUUGCACUUCUGGGGUAUGAUGACAUUGGGAGGGGUCUUUGGGUUCGCUAUAGGAUACGUCACUGGUCUUCAGAUCAAGUUCACAAGCCCUCUGACCCAUAACGUUUCAGGCACUGCCAAAGCCUGUGUUCAGACAGUCCUUGCUCUGAGCUACUAUGACAGUAUCAAGAGCGUUUUGUGGUGGACAAGUAACUUGAUGGUGCUGGGCGGCUCUUCCGCUUACACCUGGGUUAAAGGAAUGGAGAUGAAGAAGUCCCAGGAAGAACCACAGAUCAAAACCGUAACAGCUAAAAACGACUCUGGUGUAUAGAGGGGGACCCUUGUUAAAUACUGGGGACCUCAGAUAAUGCCAUGAGCCUGUAAGCCCCCUCCAUUGUCUUUUCAGUGGGGUAUUUUAAUGACACGGUGUACUGCAAAGAGACAUGGCAUGAUAUGUCUGCCGUUCUUAUGAGUUGAUGCUUUAAGUACGUUUUAUUUUUUUCUCAUGUCUGAAGUCAAUAAUGUGGGUAGAGGGUCUGGCAGGGUUUUUU
Polyodon spathula (Mississippi paddlefish) is the source of this 1949-nucleotide messenger RNA. RefSeq names its product GDP-fucose transporter 1-like. The record is from RefSeq and is a predicted model, not a curated record. The coding region runs from base 641 to 1729 and encodes 362 amino acids. The transcript is spliced from 4 exons. Gene Ontology annotation, molecular function: antiporter activity. Gene Ontology annotation, biological process: GDP-fucose import into Golgi lumen; protein O-linked glycosylation via fucose. Gene Ontology annotation, cellular component: Golgi apparatus. NCBI's taxonomy places the organism in Eukaryota, Metazoa, Chordata, Actinopteri, Acipenseriformes, Polyodontidae.